AUGGCCACAGACGACCCAACAAUCGUAUCCUUCACGGUUAGGGACCUGCGAUGGCCGACCUCACUCAAGAACAUUGGCUCAGAUCCAAUGAAUCUAGCAGGCGAAAAUGCUCUCGGUUACCUUCAGUAUCACACGGAUACUGCGCUCAUAGGGACUGGUUGGUCUUUCAGCAACGGACAAGGCAAUGAAGUGCUGUGCACAGCGAUAAGAAGCCUGGCGCCACGGCUUGUUGGGCGAAAGCUUUCCAGCUUAACGUCAAACAUGGGGGAGACCCAACGGCAAAUGGUUUCUGGUCAAAUACGAUUCAUGUCACCUGAGCGCGGGGUCCUCCAACUUGCUACAUGUGCUGUUUUGAAUGCAAUCUGGGAUCUCUGGGCAAAACAUGAGCGAAAGCCGCUAUGGAGAUUGGUCUGCGACUUUUCGCCCGAAGAACUUGUCCGUUGCAUAGACUUCAGAUAUCUCACCGACGUGGUGACUCCUGACGAAGGCAUCGAGAUGCUGAAGCGGCUAGAAGCAUCGAAGUCUGAACGGCUGAGAGCAGCUUUGGAAAACCAGGCAGUUCCAGCCUAUAACACUUCUGCAGGUUGGUUGGGUCACUCAGACGAUGAAAUUCGAGAGCUUCUUAAAUUGGCAAUGUCUCAGGGAUUCAAGCACUUCAAGCUCAAGGCCGGACUUGGUCUGCAGUCGGAUCGUAAGCGGCUCGGCUUCGUACGUGAGGUCGCUGGAAAAGAUGCAAUCUUGAUGGUUGACGUCAAUCAAUUGUGGGACGUUGACGAAGCCAUUGAGUAUAUGAAGACCCUAGCAGACCUCGACAUCUGGUUCGUCGAGGAGCCAACAUCUCCAGAUGAUAUUUUAGGACAUUCGCGAAUCCGCAAAGCCCUUAAGCCUUAUAAAAUUGGAGUCGCCACUGGAGAGCAUGUUAAUAAUCGCGUCAUGUUCAAACAAAUGCUGCAGGCAGAAGCAUUAGACGCUGUUCAACUGGACGCGCUCCGGCUCUGCAGUGUCAACGAGAUUCUCAGCGUCCUACUUAUGAGUGCCAAAUUCGGAGUUCCUGUUGUGCCUCACUCAGGGGGUGCUGGAAUGGUGGAAUUGUGUUCGCAUAUCAGCACGAUAGAUUUUGUUGCUGUCUCUGGCAAAAAGAGUAUACUCGAGUACACCGACCAUCUCCACGAAGCAUUUGCAGCACCCGCGCACAUCACCGAGGACGGAUAUCACGUCACCCCCACAGUUCCUGGAUACUCUUGUGAGGUAAAGGAGCAAGAGUUUGAGCUUUUGGAAAUCUGGACAGGGGAGAACAAUGCUUUCGGAUCCAUGGCGCGGAGUCCCGAAUCUGCAGAGAUCAUGACGAUGGUUGUGUCCUGA
Molecule: messenger RNA, 1362 nt
Organism: Exophiala spinifera
Lineage: Eukaryota; Fungi; Ascomycota; Eurotiomycetes; Chaetothyriales; Herpotrichiellaceae
Exons: 6
Coding region: 1-1362 (453 amino acids)
Biological process (GO): carbohydrate catabolic process; amino acid catabolic process
Molecular function (GO): hydro-lyase activity; magnesium ion binding
Source: RefSeq, a predicted model, not a curated record